This is a messenger RNA of Trypanosoma brucei brucei TREU927, 2823 nucleotides long. RefSeq lists its product as hypothetical. The transcript has a single exon. Lineage: Eukaryota; Euglenozoa; Kinetoplastea; Trypanosomatida; Trypanosomatidae. The coding region runs from base 1 to 2823 and encodes 940 amino acids. The record is from RefSeq and is a predicted model, not a curated record.
AUGCCGCGGUUGUUGUUACCGUGUGGUGUUGAGCUCAUCAACAGCAGCACCUCACAACCUCAUAAUAUGUUGGUGAAUGAGGAACAGAGAGGACUUGAGGAGCGAUCGGUACUGAAUGCCGAAAUGGACUUUUUCACCGACGAGUAUCUCUCCGCUCACGCAGGUGCCACCCGCCCUCACACCACCAUUAGCGGGAACACAAGGGAGACAUGCAAUGGAGAGCAGGGAUCGUGUGUUUCACAGGAAAGGACUACAGAGGGUUCAAUCGCAGCUAUCGAUUGCGAUGUUUCACUGCAACUCAUUCAAUCGGGCCGGGGCAGUGGCCACAGUGUUGUAUACACUGUUCGUGUACCUGCGGCGGUCUCAUUCUCAUCCCCAUCGACAGAAUCGGAAUUGGCGGCUAACGGCUCUGCUACCUCUCUGCGCCUGCAACAAAUUGUCAAUUCAGAGUGGCGGAACAGGAAGGAGGAAAUGACCAACAUGGGUGGCGCAUGGGAGGGAAGGGAAUCCACUCCAACUGCAGCCACCUGUUGUUGCGAUGCAUUUGAUUGCGAAGAAGCUGCUGCUGGUCCCAACUACCCCGCUGACCGUUUUCGUGGCCGCAGGUUGGCGACGCCCAAAGCAACACCUUAUGGAACGGGAGCCGAUCCUUCUGCUACUCAUUUCGAAGAAACUUUCCGUAACACUGCCUUCAGUAUAUCAGAGACUGGGAUCAACCCUGUCUCACAUCUGCCGCCCGUAUGUGCGGUGCGGUUACCACCCGAUUUUGUGUUCGGGUUACGACUUCCACCAGAUACGGAAAGGCGACUUGUUGAGCUGUACAAUGGUGGAUCGGUAACUCUGAGAGAGGUGAAAACACCAAAAAUUCCCAAGUGGCUCACCGCUUUUUUCUACACCUCGGGGGUGCGUUGCCAACUUUCCACACCACUUCCUUCGACUCCGGAGACCAGACUGGUCGGAGGGUUGAUGAACAAGCUUUCCGCAGUUUCCGUGUUGGAAGGGUUUUGCAUCGCCGCUCUCCAUGUUGUUUCUCAUAUGGGUGAGUUACGGUUGCAUAACGGGGGCCAGAAACUCCACGUGAGUGAAACGGCAGGGGUGGAUGAUGCACAGCGUUGCUUGCUGGAUGAAGGUGGCAUCUUUGCUCACACACAGGAGGAACAAAUAAGGCUCUGGCUGCAUCGUUAUGUUCCGCAAGAGGCAUACACAAAUGGCAGGGAUGGAGAUGUUGCGCAAAGAGACGCAGAUUCAACUUCCGUGUAUCCAUCAGCUGUGGCCGUUGUGUACUACAUCGCCAUUGAACUAGCACGGGGACUGUUCCCCUGCAUUCUUUCAGGGUUGGAAGCUACAAUUCUUACUGCAUUGCAGCCACUUGUCAGCGCACAGACUCUGAUCCCAGAGGUUUCCGGAUGCAGAUCAUCGCGUUUACCGCGGCCAGCGAGCCACAACCGUGCGAUUUCGCUGCUGACACAGAGCCCUAUGUCUUUAUGGUGGUGGUGGCGGCAACGUGACUCCCACAGUGAUGCUGUAGAGAGAGAGUGUAAUGGGAAAAACAAGGCUCUUUCCUCCCUCCCAAUUCGCUGUCCGAAUGCAGUCGCCACUGCAAGGGGAUAUGGCGCGGUCCGAUUUUUAAAGUUUUUUUCAUUCUUCUGCGUAGAGCAAAUCACGGCUGAGACACGGCACGUUGAAGAAGCGAGGGAGUUUUUCGAGGUGGCACAGUUCCUUGCUUCGUCCUCAGCACUUUUCAGUGAACUACUAUUGGAUCGUGAGGUAAUGAGCGUCCUGGAGCGAACUACAACAGAAGUUGGUAAACUCACUCGUAAAGAAGCAGAAGAUUGCGGUCAUGGUCGAGCCAAUGCUGAGCCUACACAAGUAACGCGGAUCCUAAUGCGUUGCUUCGUUGUGCUUAUCUGUUGGAUGGCGUUUCGGCCCUCAGGGUACUCUCGUUCACUUGCGCGAACGUACUUUGCAUAUAUUCUGCGCCCCGCCUCCUGCUUGUGUGAGCUGUCGAUGAAAAGGGGAAUGAUAUCCGAUGCGGCUAAGAAGGAUGGGGUAAAUUCGGCAUUAGUGGCUUGCGUGCACGAUUACUUUUCAAAAAUAUCUUCGCUGUUGCAUGCGGUUCGUGGCUUUAGCCGCCCGCAGCGCCGUCGAAGGCAGCAAGCGGAUUUUCCUUCCCGAAACCCGUGGAGACCUCUUGGGUGUACUGAAGAGGUCAGUGUUCUUGGUAACGGCGAUUGUGGUUGUAAUGAUGACCAAACAACUAUUACUUCACGCAGUCAUGCAUCUGCAAGUUCCUUCCUCCCCACCCACUCUUCAAACGGCAUUGCAACAAAUCCCGCCCAUCACCUGCUUACACGCGGUUUGUCUUGCGCUACUUCCGAGGAUGAACUGAUAUUCUCGUCGCAUUCGUUGCGACUUCUCCGCCACGCCAUCCGCCAUGCCCGUGGUGUUCUUCAGUCACUUAGAAGUGAUGUGCUCGGAACCAGCGAAUGCACGGCAGCUUUUGACGUGGUGACCGGUUCAAAGCGGUUCCGCGAGAGUUCGGGUACCAGUACCUUAGAAGGGGCAUAUGACCAAUGUGCACCGCAGUGUGAGAUGAAAUGCGCAUGUGCCAAAACACCACAACUACAUCAUUUUUUGGGUGAAUGCGAGGACCCUUCACUAUAUGUCGGAGGUGUCUUAUGGAGCGUUUCAAGUGAAGAUGAGGAGGAUAGUGCCGGUAUAUUUACCACCUCCACCACAACCAACCCAACAACACCAACCACCGCGAGUGAUAGUGGCACCGGCAGCGCGAUUGAAGCCACAUCGUGGCAUUUUGUUGAAUAG